Molecule: messenger RNA, 2415 nt
Organism: Tilletiaria anomala UBC 951
Lineage: Eukaryota; Fungi; Basidiomycota; Exobasidiomycetes; Georgefischeriales; Tilletiariaceae
Product: DUF1613-domain-containing protein
Exons: 4
Coding region: 1-2340 (779 amino acids)
Biological process (GO): tRNA methylation; fatty acid biosynthetic process
Molecular function (GO): tRNA (uridine) methyltransferase activity
Source: RefSeq, a predicted model, not a curated record
AUGAUUGCUGCAGCCCUUCGUACAGCCGCCCGCCCCGUCGCCUCGCGCGCGGUGGUCACCGCGACUCCCCGAGUUGCGAUUGCCCUCCGGGCUGCCGCUCCGGUGCCAUUCGCAAGCAUCUUCCGUAGGACGUACGCCAGCGGUGGCGGGCUCAGCACUGCGGACAUUCAGAGCAGGAUUGUCGAGGUUCUCAAGAGCUUUGAGAAGGUUGACCCUGCCAAGGUCACUGCCACUUCGUCCUUCACAAACGACCUCGGACUCGACAGCCUGGACGCUGUCGAAGUCGUCAUGGCCAUCGAAGAGGAAUUCUCAAUUGAGAUUCCGGACGAGGAAGCUGACAACAUUGCAACAGUGCAGCAAGCGAUUGACUACAUCGCAAAGUCUCCAGAAGCCGAGGACAUGGUCGUCCGACCCAAGUGCCAUGUCCGCUUUCUCCCGCGCAAUGCCGACUCAUGCAGUAAUCUGGUUGCAUCGGAAGGUGCUGCCCAGCAGGUUGGUUCCUCACGGUGUACUGAACGCGCGGAAGUGAUUGAGGCCACACCAAAGACAUGGAUACCUUUGGCUGAGUGCGAUGCUCACUUUCCAUUGCGGGCCUGGUGGAUCACCAUGCUGGAACUCGCAAGACAUCCUGAACGCAAUUCAACAUACAUUCUGCGCGCCGACAUUGUUUCGGAAGAUGAUGCAGGCACCAGCAGGCUGCGCGCCGAAGUUGGCGCAGAUCACGAGCGUGACGAACAGGAGGCAGAGCUGUGCAGCGGAGAGCCAUUAAUCCCAGUGUAUCAAUGGCAGAAGACGAUCAUUCGACGGCUUCUUCCUCGGAAUCCGAAUAUCGACAGACACCUCGACCAAUCUUGCACUUUUCUCAGAAGACGACGUUGUCAGCUCCGGGGGGCUCACAACGAGGGGUCUGCCGAUCCUAUUGCAGAUGGGACCAAGGAUCCACCCCUUGAAGAUGGCCUCGUAAUCUACACACCAUUGGUCGAUAGCCAGGAAACAGACCCAGAAGCGCAAAUCCCUUUCUACCACCCAAAAGUCAAGGCGCUGGCAUACCAUUACAUCGCUGACCAUAAACGAGCCGACGCGGCGAAGUAUGGGACGUUGCGCUUAGAGGUUCAGCUUUUUCCCCAAACCUCCGCAACCUUGUCGUCACCACUGGAUUCACCAGCCCUACCGCUCGAUCAUAGGCUCAUGCGAACGGCGAAAUCGCUUCUCGAAACGCAGCACAAGCAUUCAUUCGGCAGCGCCAAUUCGUACCAGAAGCGCGUGCACCAUGAUGUGGUCGUGCCGCGCGAUGCCUUUCAAGACACAUACGUCCGGCUCAAGGUUAAGUACGCCUUUGAGCUGACGCAAGGUUGGCAAGAGCGCACGGAUCCGCAGAAGCACGUAUUUGAAGACUUAGGCAUCGCUGCAUUUCUGAUUGAGCUCUGGCGCGACACUUACGAGCAGCAUGGAGGUGUGCCCCCCGGGGGGUUCGUCGACAUUGGCUGUGGGAACGGUCUAUUGGUACACAUCCUGCGCAGGGAAGGCUUUCCUGGCUACGGUAUAGACUUAAGAGCGCGCAAGUCAUGGCCGGCAUACGAGACUAGGGGCGGAGGAAAGGACCUGCGCCUCGUCUCACUUUAUGCGCCUGGUAUUGUAGCAUCCGACGACGGGAAAUGCAAUCCGGGCGAGUUCCUCGCCUUUCCGCAAGAUUCGUUCCUCAUUGGCAAUCACGCCGAUGAGCUUACGCCGUACCUCCCCUUGCUGGCAACCGUCACGCCUGGUGAGAAUGUUGGUUUCAUCAACAUUCCCUGUUGUCCUUGGCAGCUGGACGGCACCCGCUUCGGGCGAACAAAGUUUGAAGUCACAGAGGAGCAAAUUGCUUCACUGCUCCCAGCGCCCUUUGCCUCGUCCGCCCAGCGAGCACAGAUACUGCAGAAGACAUUGCACAACAUCAGGCUGGGGCCUGUGCAGCCGCAUAUGUCACUUCCGCAUCUCGCCGCACAGUCCUCAACGCGCAACUCGGCCUAUCUCAACUAUAUCGGCUUGCUGCAGCUGCAAGCGGGAUGGCACGUGGAGAAGGAGGCGCUGCGGAUACCCAGCACGAAAAAUUGGUGCUUGAUCGGCCGCAGGAGAGUAUGGCAGCAAACGCCAACGACUUUUGGCGCCGCAACCAUGAACGGCGUGGCAAGUGCAAAGGCGAAGCAGCAAGGAACGAGCACACAUGUGGAGAGGGCUGUACGGGAAUUACAGCACGAGGUACGUGAACGAGUGCGCCAGUUAGCAAUGGACGCCGCACCAGGUUGGAAAGCGCGUACGCCAGAGGGAAACGCCGGACACGCUGCGCAGGAGCAAGAGUGAAAACGUACUUUCCUGUAUUCUAGAUACCACCUCUUCUGGUCGAAGACUUGAUGAGAGAAAUCACGUAUUGGCUAU